Messenger RNA from Poeciliopsis prolifica (blackstripe livebearer), 2217 nucleotides. RefSeq names its product ssu-2 homolog, related sequence 1 (gene ssuh2rs1). The coding region runs from base 247 to 1356 and encodes 369 amino acids. NCBI's taxonomy places the organism in Eukaryota, Metazoa, Chordata, Actinopteri, Cyprinodontiformes, Poeciliidae. The record is from RefSeq and is a predicted model, not a curated record. The transcript is spliced from 12 exons.
GUAUCUGGUGACGUAACAUCGGAUGGGCGGCAACUUGUUUUUGGAGUUGCUGAAAUCUCAGAGCUUUGAGUUUUUCAGUCAUAGUUACAGACAUUUGACUGAAAUAUGGAGUCAGCAGAUCCAUGUUUGUGGAGUUGCUGAUAUUUCAGAGCUUCCAGAUUCUCACUCAUAUUUACAGGCUGAGAGAUUAAGGUUAACCUGGAAGCUUCAGGUAAAUCAGGCUUUGGGUUUCGGAAAUCUGCAGGAAUGAACACCAUGACGGAAGGGCACGCAAUGUUUGCCCCACCCGUGGCGGAGUAUGCAGGCCCCAGCGCUCCGCCGGCUGGUAUGUUUGACAACAUGCCUGGAUAUGAAGGCACGAUGGCGGGAGGAGGUGGAUUUCUUCCACCUCCCAUGCCUGCUCAACCAGUCCCCCAGCCUUCACCUGGACCUGAACAACCACACUGGAAUAUCCCAUCUAUAACUGAAGAGACUGCCAGGGACGCCUUUAGCCUCUAUGUUUCCAGCAAAUGUUGCUACAGUUCUGCACCUGCAAAGGAGGGCGUCAUCAUCAACAUGGAGUCAUUCAAUACUUACAGGUAUCGCCUAGAAACAUUUACUGAGUCCAGGUCUACGGAGUGGAGCCAUGAGCCAUACAACGGCCAGCCAGUGGAUGCCUAUGCUCAGCACCCUCCAGGACCGUGGGACAUUCCUGCCAAAGCACCCACUUUUUUUGUGGACGGCGAACAGAAAAUGAAGGUUCCCUACACCUCAUCUAUGAAGCCUUGCCAUGAUUGUUUAGGGAGCGGGAGGAAACCUUGCAAAGACUGUGCAGGCUCUGGUAAUAAAGUGUGUUGGGUGUGUAAUGGAUCUGGUUUUCGUCAUGGAGAUGAUCGUUGCCACCACUGCAGCGGAAGAGGGAGGGAAAAUUGUGGACACUGUCAUGGGCAAGGAUCAAAGCAAUGUGCCACAUGUAAUGGAAAACAGCAGCUUUUGGUCUUCAUCAGCCUCAGAGUGAAAUGGACAAACAACUCUGACAAUUAUGUUGUUGAACAAUCGAGCGGUCUUCAGGUAUCGAACCUCAGUCAAGUGUCAGGCAAGGAGCUCUUCAGGGACUCUCAGUACUUGGUGUAUCCAGUCAUGGGCUUCCCAGACCCUACGGUGGUGCAGGCUGCACAGCGACUUGUUGGGGAUCAUCAGUGCAAGUUCUCACAGACAUCACGUAUUCUACAACAGCGUCAAACCAUUGAAUUGAUUCCCGUCACAAAGGUCACCUACACAUGGAAAGGAAAAACAUAUGUUUACUUUGUGUACGGAAAGGAGUUCAAAGUUCAUACGGAUGACUAUCCUGCUACCUGCUGCUGCUCUGUAAUGUAACUGAGAUGAAUGUAACAUUCUGAUUAUACAAAUAAAUGUCAGAAAUCAACUAUUUACAAAACUUUUUACAACAAAGAAGAGACAUUUUUGAACGGGGAAUUAAAUUACUGUUGUCAAAGUUGAAAUUAGGCAAUCUGGAAAACUGACUGGUCAUUUAACAAGUCCAUAAUUGUGUGUCUUUCUCAGAAAUUGACUAAAUAUAUUUUCUUCCAGCUUUAAAGGGACCAUUUUCUUAUCUGCACACCAUGUAGAAGACAGUAUUAAUGUUGAUUUCAGGCUAAGUUGAUACAAAUGUGUGACGACACUAUUUCGUUUAAGAAUAUCUACUAAUUUAAAGGUUUUGAAACCACCUGUGCUGACAUUUCAAAGUAAGGCAAUUUAAGAAAUAGAGCACUAUGAAGUGCAUUGACACAAUUUAAAAACCAAAAAACUGGGAAAGCAUCCAUUUUGUAUUUUUUUCCACAGGAGUACAAAUUUAUUUCCUGAAUUUGUACAAAUUCAUGGGGAUGUUCCAUGAUGACAUUUAUGUUGUCUGUGAUUUAACAGAUUUUCUUCUACUUUUGAUUGUGGUGGACUUGGUUGUAAAAAAAAAAAAAAAACUUUAUUUGGGAUAAGAUUUAAUUGCAAAAACAUAUGUUUACUUUGUGUACGGAAUUUUGCAUUUAUGAAAGUUUAUGGAGCUUUAUGAAAUACUUCACAUUUAAUAUUUAAUAUUCAUAAAUGUACUCUUAACAAUCACUGGCACAUGUAUUCUGAAGGCAUUUCAUUUUAACAUUAUGCAAAUAUUUUACAACAAUGUAUUUCGUGUUAUGACGCUUCUAUGAAAUUUUUUGCAUUAAAAUAUAGGCUAUUUUUACAAAA